AUGGACUCUUUCGACGGUGCUUCACGCCCGACUCGCAAGAAGUUUGCUAAACCCCCGGUCAAAGUCGCCUGUCUACCCUGUCGCGCCUCUAGAACACGAUGUGGCGGUCAAAUGCCAUGUUCCAAUUGUGUGAACAAAGACAGGGAUUGCUCUUAUUUACCCAGCAAAAGAGGUGGUCCUCGGAAGAAGAAGGAAAAGUCCUCUCUGUCACCUGAAAGGGACCAGAGUCAUGAUGCGCCUUCGUACCCUGCCAUGCCCUCACCAGGCUUUGAAGAAUCGGUGAUUUUCAAUCAACUCGAUAAUCUCUCACUGCCGGGCGCCGGUUUGCGGCAUCUAGAUUUCCAAUCUGAGAUGCCCACCAUCUUUCAGGGUCUUUUCACCAACGAUGGAACCGAGUCGCAUAUGCAGGUGCCUCCAGUGCCACCAUCAUUGAACACGACCAAUUCAUACGUGAGAACCUAUGGCAGCGAGCCGGAGAUAUUAAACGCCUACUAUGACUUUAUUCACAAUUAUUUCCCAAUUCUUCCGCCACGAGCAUCACCGCCAUGUCGAGAUCGACCUCUUAAUUGCCCGGUUCCUGGCUCUAAUACAUCUGAGCCAAUGAUGAUGUACCGCCCUCGUUCGCCAUUAAGUCUUGCGCUCUCCGCGAUCUUAGCUUUGAUUCCGCACCCAAGUGAUCUCGAGCCGAACUCUGGACCAUCUGUUCUCCAGCGCCGAGCCUACGCCCACAGUUUCGCCCAGCUUGCAAACACCACCAUCGAGGCGGAAUGCGACCUCGAUAUGUCGUCCACCGAUCCGGCUCAGGCAUUGUCCGCUGGACGCCCGUUUGUCGGACGCCAAUCAUUCCAUCCUCACUGUCCGGUGGAUUAUGAGAGCCUGUUGGCUUUGUUGGUUCUUUCCAUUUAUGAAUACGCGCAGCGGGGAAACCUGCUCAAAAUGCGGUAUCGUGCUGGUCAGGCUUUGGCAAUUGCUUUGGAUAAAUCUUUGCAUGCUCAAAUGGGGAAUGAUGAGUUUUCCGAGGCUCGCCGGAGAGCCUGGUGGAUGACGUAUUAUUGCGUGAUUCAAGGGUCGAUCGUGAGCACGACGAUGCCUGCUAUCGUCAUCAACGAUCCUCAAUUCACAACUCCAUACCCAACAUUCUCAUCAGAUGCUGAGGGCUGGAACAUCUUGAUACAAUCCCAGCAAGUCCUUGUAUCAGCCACCCAGUUCAUUGGGGACUUGAACAAGUGCCUCAACUCCCAGUCAGGGAUGUACCAUAUGUUUGAACGGAUGCAACAACUCGAUGCGUGGACCAAUUCUGUGAUUGCACAGGUAGAACUUUUGCCUCUGGUGCCCCGAACAUCCGACUUCGGCGAUCACAACGAAUCUAUCACAGCCCAAAGCAUACGCGCGAUCUCCCGAAUCAAACUAUGCAGUGCGCAAAUCAAAACCCAUCGUUACCGCGCCUUCUCAGACAUUCCACUGUUCAUCAAAAAGCACUGUGAUCUGACUUCCGCCAACCCAAACACCCCAGGCACCCCAAACCCUUCAAACACCGCAAUCGCCAAAGCAGGAGGUAUGCACAACGUCUCGUGCCCCUGCAGCAACCUGGAUUCCUUCCAGCGAGCCGCCUCUACAGAAUACAUGACCCCAUCCGACUCCUCGACCUCUUCAGACAAUUAUUCAGACACCAGAACGCAUGUCCCUCAAUAUCCGCAAUACCCAUUCGCAUCCGGCUUCCCCUACAGCACGCAACAGUCCGGCAAAAUCUGUCUCCAGGCCUCUCUCCUCAUUUCCCGCAUUUUCCACAGUCUACCUAUUCCACAGCCACUUACCGACGCCCGAUCCCCGCGCACACUACCGAGAACUAUGCCUUCUUUCGCAUGCUGUUUGAUUCAAAGCAGUUAUGCUAUGUUCAUGAUAUAUUACAAGGCACGCGUGGCGAAGCAGCUUUCACCUGACCAGAAUGAUAACAGUGGUGACUCGACUGGUCAGCUUAUUGAGGAACUGCGGCAAGGGCUGGAACGGAUCAUUACGGCUGUGUCGAAUUAUUCUCUCGCCUUUGAGGCUAUGGACGGAAUGAGAGAUGAGAUCGAGGGUGCCUACAAGACGGCAUUUUCUAUGGCGUCUAUCUAA
Messenger RNA from Penicillium brevicompactum, 2115 nucleotides. RefSeq lists its product as uncharacterized. The record is from RefSeq and is a predicted model, not a curated record. The transcript has 10 exons. Bases 1 to 2115 code for a protein of 704 amino acids. Gene Ontology annotation, molecular function: DNA binding; zinc ion binding; DNA-binding transcription factor activity, RNA polymerase II-specific. Lineage: Eukaryota; Fungi; Ascomycota; Eurotiomycetes; Eurotiales; Aspergillaceae. Gene Ontology annotation, biological process: regulation of DNA-templated transcription; DNA-templated transcription.